Lethenteron reissneri (Far Eastern brook lamprey) is the source of this 4057-nucleotide messenger RNA. It is a transcript of the gene PPAT, whose product is annotated as phosphoribosyl pyrophosphate amidotransferase. NCBI's taxonomy places the organism in Eukaryota, Metazoa, Chordata, Hyperoartia, Petromyzontiformes, Petromyzontidae. The record is from RefSeq and is a predicted model, not a curated record.
GCUUCCAUCGGCGAUCGCUUUGCCGCAGCCUCCCUCCCCCUUUAAACUCCACCUCGCCAACGGCAGCAGGGAGCUCAACGCCGUCCACGUUGCGAGGCCGCUAUCACAACGCCGACUAACGCAGUGAACUUUAAACGCGACGACGGCGGCGGCGGCGGUGGUGGUGGUGGUGGAGAGAGGAUCACCACAACGGAGUUGGACUCGCCCAGUGUUACCCCCCCUCUCCCCUUCUCUCUGGUUCCCCCACCCCCGCCGCGUCUCUGAGCCACGUGGUUUUAGAAUUCAACUUUUGUUAGGUUUCGUAAGCGAGGGGUAUGAGCAAGAAAACACGCGGACUUCAUUCUUUACCGCGGAUUUAAAGUCGGCGGGGAGGACUUGACAACUAGCGUCGCAGCCACAGUGCUUGAACGAUGGGCGAUGGCGCCGACGCCGGGGGAUGGACGGAGCAGGCGGGCGACGAGGCGGAACUGCGGGAGGCGUGCGGCGUGUUCGGCUGCGUGGCACAGGGCGAGUGGCCGAGCCAGCUGGACGUGGCUCACAUCAUCGCGCUGGGGCUGGUGGCGCUGCAGCACAGGGGCCAGGAGAGCGCCGGCAUCGUCACGAGCAACGGGGCGACCCAGCCACGAUUCACGACGCACAAGGGCAUGGGCCUGGUGAGCAGCGUGGUGCGGGAGGAGGACCUGGUCAAGCUGCGGCAGGGCAAUCUGGGCAUCGGCCACACGCGCUACUCCACCGCGGGACACUCGGAGCUGCUCAACUGCCAGCCGUUCGUGGUGGAGACGCUGCACGGCAAGAUCGCGGUCGCACACAACGGCGAGCUGGUCAACGCCGCCAAGCUGCGCCGCAAGGUUCUGCGUCACGGCGUGGGGUUGUCCAGCACCUCGGACAGCGAACUCAUCACUCAGCUGCUGGCGCUGACCCCGCCCGGAGAGGAGCCACACGGGCCCGACUGGGUGGCAGCGGUGGGCCCCACGCGCCGGCUCGCUCGCUCCCUCGCUGCCCAUCGCUCGCCUCGUUCAAUUGCUCGCCAUCGCUCGCUCACUCGCGCGCUCGUCCGCUCAUUCACUCGCUCGCUCACCAAAUCGCUCACCCAAUGUCGAAUGUUCGCUCGCUGUCCGGAGCUCAAUCGCUCACUCACCCACUCGCUCACUCACCCACUCGCUCGAUGGCUCACUCACCCACUCGCUCACUCACCCACUCGCUCACUCACCCAACGCUCACCCACUCGCUCACUCGCCCACUCACCCACUCGCUCACUCACCCACUCGCUCGAUCGCUCACUCAUUCUACUCGUUUGCUCAGUCACCUACUUACUCACUCACCCUGAAUCGCCCUCCUGCUCGCUCGCCCAGUCACCAUCACUCGCUCACCCUCACGCUAGCUGGCUCGCUCAAUCACUCUCCAUUGCUCACUCGCUCCCCCCACACGCUCGUUACCUGGCCGUCACGUGCUCGCCCACCUGCUUGCUUGCACAAUCGCUCGCCAUCGCUCACUUGUUCGCUUACCCACCCGCUCGCCCGCUCACUCGCUCAACACAUCUCUCUCGCUCGACCACAAUGACAUCAUCGUCAAUGUUUAAUAAACGAAUACUCGCGUACGGCACCUGGGUCCUAAAACGUGGCUGACCCCCACCUCACCCUUGACCUCGCCCAGCCCACCCUUGACCCCGCCUAGCCCACCCUUGACCCCGCUUACCCGAUGCUCGACCCCGCCCACCUCACCCGUGGCGUCUCUGCGGCCACCCUGGCAGGAUCCGUAACCUGAUGGAGGAGACGCGCGCCGCCUACUCGCUGCUCGUGAUGCACGACGACGUGAUCUACGCGGUGCGCGACCCCUACGGGCUCCGGCCGCUCUGCCUGGGCCAACUCGUGCCCCCCUCGUGCAUGUCCUCCCCCGGUACCAACGUGGAGGGUGACACCGAGGGCUGGGUCGUCUCCUCCGAGUCCUGCAGCUUCCAGUCGAUCGGGGCCAGGUUUUACCAGGAGGUGCGUCCCGGCGAGAUGGUGGCGAUCAGCCGGGGCGGGGUGCGCUCGCUGGGCGUGGUUCCGCGGCCGCACGCCGACCCGCCGGCGUUCUGCAUCUUCGAGUACGUCUACUUCGCCCGGCCCGACUCGGUCUUCGAGGGCCAGAUGGUGUACACGGUGCGGCACCGCUGCGGACAGCGCCUGGCCACGGAGGCUCCGGUCGCCGCCGACCUGGUGAGCGCCGUGCCGGAAUCGGCCACGCCUGCCGCGCUGGGAUACGCCCAGGAGUCGGGGCUGCCGUACGUCGAGGUGCUGUGCAAGAACCGCUACGUGGGCCGCACCUUCAUCCAGCCCAACACGCGCCUGCGCCAGCUCGGCGUCGCCAAGAAGUUCGGCGUGCUCGCCGAGAACUUUGCGGGCAAGCGCGUGGUGCUCAUCGACGACUCCAUCGUGCGCGGCAACACCAUCGCGCCCAUCAUCAAGCUGCUGCGAGAGGGUGGCGCCAGCGAGGUCCACGUGCGCGUCGCCUCGCCGCCCGUGCGACACCCGUGCUACAUGGGCAUCAACAUCCCGACGCGUGAGGAGCUCAUCGCCAACAAACCCCAGUUCAACUCCCUCGCCAGCCACCUCGAUGCCAACAGUGUGGAGUACCUGUCCGUGGCAGGGCUGCAGUGGGCUGUGCAGAAGGGCAUCAAGCACGGGGGCAACGUCCCGGUGACGGCCGUGCAGCUGGAACCCGAUGACGACCGCGACCACGACGGUCGCGAAGUGGCCAACGGCUCGGCAGGCUCCGGUCACUGCACCGCCUGCCUGACGGGGAGCUACCCCGUGGAGCUUGAGUGGUGACCGCCGCCGCCGCCGCGUUGGCGCCACGUUGGCGUCCCGGUUGCACCGCGAUGGUAGCGACGCUCAUGAAGUCGUCGCGAGCGUGCGGCCGUGGCAGGCUGGUGGGGGAGGGCAGCGGCCACGUGGCAGAGAAGCCCUUGGAGCUAUGGAGGCCUGACCCCCACCCCCCGCAAGCGAUGGACGAUGUGACGGAGAGACGCAGCACGGUGUCCCGUUCCCCGAGUAGUGGGAGAGGCGUCGAUGCCACUCGAGAUACAGAAGCCCAGCUGGUUGCUUGCUGCGUAGUUGCUGUCCCUCCCCCCGAAUGCGACACGAAGUUUUGUUGUUAUUUUUGUAAUUUAGUGCCAAACAAAAAUGCAACUGGCGGUAGAGAUGGCGCAGGAACUCACAGACUGCCCUUUGCAGCCCUCUGUCGAAGCUAAACGGUGAAACUAUCCUGAACGUAACUUUGUUGCAUCAUUCAAUUGUUGUCCUGCUUUGAACUUAAUGUUGGGCCUUGACACCAGCCCACCCCACUCCCCUCUGUGCAGCCCUGCCACAGGAAGCCUGGCUGUGAAUCUAGGAAAGUAAAGGCAGCUUGAUAACCUAUACACAAAUCAAACAACUCUUCAGGAAAAUUUUAAAGGAAAAAAGGUGCGCUUUAAACCAUGAUUACAUUUUAAUGCAGUGUUCACAAACAUCGAGGCGUCUCAUGCAACGACAAGAAAUGCAGCCAUGUUGGUCCAGGUUCAUUCGAUUACCACGUGGCCCAUUCGAAUCAAUCAGCGCAAUAUUGCUCGUACAAAAAGACAACAUAAUGCUAGAAUAACAGUUGCUUCGAGUUGCGGACCUAAAUGCAACUUUUAUUUCCCUCGGUGUUGCAUCCUUUUCUUAAAAAACAAAACUCUAUGAAAAGGGCAAAAAGCACACGGCAACAGCAUUUGUUGCUAGCAACGUUAUUGCAAGAGAAACAAAAACUUGCACUGUGUUGAUCUUUGUACUUCAUCUCAAAGAGGCGUCAAUUGUAGCAAACCACUGGUGGCGUGUGGCACCAAACGGUGAAUGUGGCGGUGCAACUCAAGAGGCCAGAUAAUGUUUCCCGAGACGAGUUGGCGUCGCCUGCCUUUGCCGCCAUCAAGUUGAUUUCUCGUCGUUGCUCGGAAUGCGCGACGACGGGUUUUGUCUUGUUGCGAAUGUGUUUUUAAACAAAGUUCAUUUUGUGAUGACGGUUUUGUUUUUUGGUCAAUUUGAAUAAAAAAGAUGUUACA